UAGAUAUAUUACAAAGUGACGCAAACACGAAAGGAAAAGAUGGGGUAUAUCCGAUAUACAUAGAUGGUGAAGAAAAGAUGGUGUACUGCGACAUGACAACGGAAGGAGGAGGAUGGACGAUAAUCCAAAAAAGAGUGGAUGGUUCUACAGGAUUUGAUAAACCCUGGCACAAUUACAAAACUGGAUUUGGAGAACCAUCCAAGAAUUACUGGAUUGGAAAUGAUGCAAUCCACAAUUUGACUAAGGCGAAUAAUCAGGAGCUUCGGGUAGAUAUCACGAUGAAUUCUGGUGAGAAAGUGUAUGCCAAGUACUCCAUAUUCCGCGUCGGAGAUGAGACCAGUAAAUACAGAAUCUUCGUCAACGGAUUUUCCGGAACGGCGGGAAACGGUUUCAUAGACCUCGAUGGAAGGAAGUUCACUACAUACGACAAUGAUAAUGACAGUAGCGGUAACAGGAAUUGCGCGUCACUAUAUUGGAGUGCGUGGUGGUACGCCGACUGUGGUAACUCCGAUCUGAACGGGUUGUACUGGAAAUCUAAAUACAGCCAUUCCAUGUAUUGGAGUUCUAGGCGCCAAAUAAAAGAGACUAUCAUGAUGGUUAGAACAAAGAAAUAA
Messenger RNA from Ostrea edulis (European flat oyster), 614 nucleotides. RefSeq names its product ficolin-1-like. Lineage: Eukaryota; Metazoa; Mollusca; Bivalvia; Ostreida; Ostreidae. Bases 78 to 614 code for a protein of 178 amino acids. The record is from RefSeq and is a predicted model, not a curated record. The transcript has 4 exons.